AUGGUUGUACUCCAUGAAAUUCUCGAUGGCCCUAACGGCGACGAUCCAAACAAUAAUCCUCAAGAAGGAGAAGAUAAUCAAAACGAGAAUCCUCAAGAAGAAGUAGAGAAUCUUCGGAAUCUUCUAGAACUUCCAGAAGAACUCAUCGAAAGACUCAUCGCACACAUCCCAAGAUGUUAUUACCCGUAUAUAUCUCUCGUCUCCAGAGACUUUCGUCAAGUAAUCACUUCGGAUAAACUAUUCCGAACGCGCUCGCUCCUCGGCUUCAACGAACCGGUUCUUUAUGCCUUAAUCGGAUCCACACAGACUCCCCUAAGCUGGUUCUUUCUUCGUUGGAGCAACUUCCCAUUAGAAUUACACAGAAUCCGUUCACUUCCUACAGUGUUACUUGGAGCAGCUGUGGUCACAAUCGGAUACAAGAUGUAUGUAAUGGGAGGUACCAUCGGCUUGAAUCAUCAUGUAUCGACUGUGAUUGUCAUCGACUGCAGAAACCAUACGUGGAACUAUCUCCCGGAUAUGAAAAGGGCUCGUUACCGUGCAGCCGCCGGAGAAAUUGGCGGAAGGAUUUAUGUGAUCGGAGGACGCAAGAAACAAGAUGCUGAUUGGGUUGAAGUGUUCAAUGCGACGACUGAGAGUUGGGAAACUGUGUCUAGUGUAUGCCCUAACGAUGCUAGUGCGAAUGGAGUAUUUUCUACAUAUGUGGUGAUGCAGGGGAGGAUUUUCGCUUUGGAUCGUUGGGGUUGUUUUGCUUACAAACCAGUACAAGGUUUAUGGCAGUCAUGGGGUGUUGCAAGUGAGUUGACGAGAUUUUGGCACCCGUUGUCGUCGUUUACUGUGAUUGGAGAGUUGUUGUAUACAGUUGAUCUUACGUGUUCUCUUGGACAUCCGAUAGUGGUAUAUUAUCCGAAUGAAUCGGUUUGGAGACCUGUGAUGGGUUUUCAUUUGCCUAUUCUCAGUCAAUGUUGGUCCAAGAUAGCGAAUUUUGGUGGGAAGUUGGUGAUUUUCUGCACCUGUCUUGGGACGUUUAAGCAUAUUUUGUGCAUAGUGAUUGCGUUGGAAGCACGUCAAGGAGGUCAUAUUUGGGGGGUGGUUGAAUCAAACUCGCGCGUGUUUAGGGACGAUAUGAUGUUGCCUUACAUUCGGCUUUGUCAAACUGUUACUUUUUGA
Messenger RNA from Arabidopsis thaliana (thale cress), 1167 nucleotides. Its product is annotated as Galactose oxidase/kelch repeat superfamily protein. Lineage: Eukaryota; Viridiplantae; Streptophyta; Magnoliopsida; Brassicales; Brassicaceae. The transcript has a single exon. Bases 1 to 1167 code for a protein of 388 amino acids. The record is from RefSeq and is marked reviewed.